Vollenhovia emeryi is the source of this 4412-nucleotide messenger RNA. RefSeq names its product contactin-like. NCBI's taxonomy places the organism in Eukaryota, Metazoa, Arthropoda, Insecta, Hymenoptera, Formicidae. The coding region runs from base 537 to 4205 and encodes 1222 amino acids. Gene Ontology annotation, biological process: cell-cell adhesion. Gene Ontology annotation, molecular function: protein binding. The record is from RefSeq and is a predicted model, not a curated record. The transcript has 8 exons.
UUAAUCUAUUAAUCUAUUAUCUGUACUCAAAGCAUGUUAUCUCUAAAGUUUGUACAACUGCUUCAGCCAAACGAGCAGUCUAAUAUAUUAUACGUCUAUGGUUGACGCUCGCUGAUUUCCGUUACCGUUCGUCAUAAGAGUGUCUGGCGUGGUCUGGCGAUGUAGCGUCGCAUUGUGACUUGAUACUUGUGCUUUUAUUUAAUGAAUUUUCUUAUUUUAUUAUAUCUCUUAUUUUAUUUUACUUAAAAGCUUCAUUCGCCAUAGAUUCAAAAGAUUUGAGUGAAUACCACCUCGUUAUCGAUCUUCAUAGCCAACCUUUUGAUCGGACGCCUCAGUUACACAUUGAAACUGUGAACGAGACGAAUAAAGUGGUCAUCUAUUAUACACGGCAGAUCUUGAGAAACGUGUUUUGUCAAUACUGUUGUAUUUUCCGAAGUCACAUUCUAAUAUUAUAAUAUUCACAUUCAAGAUUGAUAACACAUAAUCUUGUGGAAAUUGUAUGAUGUUUGUUGUAUAGUUACAAGAUAUUCGGAAUAAUGUUUAAUCUCUUAACCAUCACUGUAUUUUCACUAAUCCUCUCACUUCCCGCGCUCGCACAAAACGUCCUACAUGGGAAACAAGCCCACGAGUGUCCCCAGCUUUGGAUACAAUUUCAAGAAUCAUGUUAUCGUUUUAUCAAGAGCCCACUAAGGUUACGAGAAGACGCACGCAGACAUUGCCAAGCGUUCCAAAGUGACUUGGUUACCAUUAAUUCAGUUGAGGAGCAUGGAUUUAUACUGCUCCAUCAAUUGUGGCAGAAUCUGCAACAUCACAAAUGGUACACUGGAAUAAAACUCCAGGGUGGCUUAUGGAUCAACGAGGCCGAUAGUACAACACUGACAAGCAUAGAUAACGCCUUUCUAUCUGAGCUCAAUGACGAUGGACUGGAAAGAAAUUACUUAGCGUAUUCCUAUUCCAAUAAUUCCCACCGUUGGGGACUAGAAAAAGUCACUGGCAAAGACAAGUUGUUGUACAUUUGUGAAGCACCUAUCGCCACUCUUCACAAUUUGGUGGACAAUAAUCGCACUUAUGAAUAUGGCGUUGAUAUUCAGAACCCCCUUCAAAUACCGAGAGGACCUUAUUUCAUAAAGCAACCCACGAACAAGGUAUUUCAUUUGUCACAAGGACGCAACGCUGUUUCGCUAAAUUGUUUGGCAGAAGGCUAUCCUACUCCUACUUAUGAAUGGUUUAAAGAAGAUUACAAACACGACAGACUUAUUGCAACAAAAAUAGAUCCUCUUUCAAAUAGCAGAUAUACCGUGAGCGGUGGAAGUUUAAUCAUUUAUGAGCCGAAUCAGUUACAAGACCGUAGUUCGUAUCAUUGCAAGGCAACCAACAAGUUUGGUACGAUUAUAUCUGAGAGCGUUGAUCUGUCAUUUGGAUACAUCUUGGAGUUUAAUUUAAGACGUUCUGAGGAGCGCGGAGAUAAUCAUUGGGGCAAAGCAGUUUACUGCGAUCCGCCAGAGCAUUUUCCCGGAGUUAAAUAUUAUUGGGCUCGCACUGACUUCCCCACUUUUGUUGAAGAGGAUAAACGUGUAUUUGUCUCUCGUGAUGGAGCACUUUACUUCUCCGCAUUGGAAAUAAUCGAUCAAGGAAACUAUUCAUGCAAUGUUCAGAGCAUCACGUCCGAUAGCGGACGUAACGGGCCGUUCUUCCCAUUAAGAGUGAACAUGCACUCCUCCUUCCAGCAGUUAAAAUUCCCUAAUAAUUUUCCAAAAGUAUUUCCGGAAGCACCAAUAGCUGGAGAAGACGUUCGAUUGGAAUGCAUCGCAUUUGGAUACCCUGUUCCUAAGUACAGUUGGAUAAGAAAGGGUUCCGAUUUGCCGCAUGGAGCAAAAAUAGUAAAUUACAAUCGGGUAUUGAUAAUACCACGUGUACGCGUGGAGGAUCAAGGCGAAUAUGUUUGCCGAGUGCAUAACAACAGAUUAUCCAUUGAAAAUUCCGUGAGACUGACCGUACAAGCGGCGCCUAAUUUUACCAUUCCUUUAGUUGACAAGCACAUGGAUAAUCGGGCGGAUUUAAUUUGGACCUGCGAAGCAUUCGGGGUACCAGAUGUAACUUACAGUUGGUAUAGAAACGGAGAACUUUUGAAUAAAUAUACUCUACCGCGUGAAGAUAGAGAUCGUUAUACUAUACAAGAUAAUGUACUAAAUAUACGACGUUUGGAUCCUAAAAGGGAUCAGGCUAUGUAUCAGUGCCGCGCUGAAAAUCAGUUAAAAACAAGAUAUUCAUCGGCACAACUUAGGGUCUUGUCAUUGAGGCCUUCUUUCAAAAAACAGCCUAUGGAAUCUGAAACAUAUACGGUUGAAGGUGGUAGUGUCACAAUUGUAUGCAAGCCUGAGGCUGCACCUAUGCCAAAAUUUGUUUGGAAGAAAGAUGGGAAUGUGUUCGAAUCAGGCGGUAGACGAACAAUUCUUGAAAGUGGAAAUCUUAUUAUCAGUCCAGUGUCGCGAGACGAUGAGGGAACAUACGUGUGUAGUGCGAAAAAUGAAUAUGGCUACGAUGAAACUCGCGGACGAUUAAUCGUACUACGUAAACCACAAUUUAUUCACAGACUGCCGCCACAGAGAGUUCUGAACUGCAAUCAUAAUCUGACAUUGCGCUGUUUAGCCGAAACAGACGGAAUAUUGGAAGUAGCAUAUAUUUGGACCUAUAAUGGCAUGCACAUCCGUGACUUACAGUAUAAUCCACGAUUACGUAUUGAUGGUGGAUAUCUGGAGCUUACAAGUGCCACAUUUACUGAUGCCGGAGAGUACGGAUGUAACUUGAGAAGCGCUAUUGGCGAAAUAUCGAGCAAGCUUACUUUGUUCGUGCAUGGACCACCGGGUUCACCUGGUGGAGUGCAGAUUGCGACUAUCGGCAAAUAUUCAGUCACAUUACGGUGGACCGAUGGUGCCCCGAACGGCAAACCGAUAACUAUGUACACAAUCAGCGCGCAAACAAGCGCGAAUCGCACAUGGUUUCCUCUUAUAGAAAAUAUUACGGCUAUCGAGAUAGAUAGAUACGUCGGCCGAAAAGAGGCAUUGCUAAAAAAUGUUUUAUAUCCGUAUAAUACGUAUGCGUUCCGUGUGCUUGCCUUUAAUGAAUUUGGUUACGGCCCACCGUCAACUCCCUCACCUCAAUACACAACUUUGUCUGACAAACCUAUGAAAGCACCGUCGAAUAUCAGCGGUGGUGGAGGAAAAUUCGGAGACCUCACAAUUACAUGGGAACCUCUCAGUCCAUCUUAUCAGAACGGUCCUGGAAUAUAUUAUAAGAUAUUCUGGCGUCGCAAAGGAGUUCACACAGAGUUUCAGUCAUUGUCCUUACAAAAAUAUGGCAAUAUCGGUAGCAGUGUCGUACCGGUCACAUCGAAUUAUUAUUAUACGGAAUACGAAGUAAGAGUACAAGCGAUUAAUUCAAUUGGUGAGGGUCCAGUAUCUAAAAUUGAGACAGUGUAUAGCGCAGAGGAUAUGCCGCAGGCUGCGCCGCAGCAAGUGUUCGCCAUGAGUUACAAUAGUACCAGCUUGAACGUCAGCUGGAUACCAAUUGAACAGACUCGUGACAUUAUACGAGGCAAGCUGAUCGGUCACAGAAUUAAGUAUUGGAAAAAGAAUAGCGACGAGGAAGGCGCUACUUAUUAUUUGUCACGUACCAUUCUUCCGUGGUCACUAGUCGUUGGACUACAGCCAGAUACAUAUUAUUACGUGAAGGUAAUGGCCUAUAACUCCGCUGGAGAAGGUCCGGAGAGCGAACGGUACCUAGAGCGAACUUAUCGUAAGCCACCGCAGAAACCGCCGUCAUCUGUGAAUAUAUAUGAUAUAAACCCGUCAACGGUGAGAGUAGUCUGGCGUUAUGUACAACCGAGCCUGGAGGAAGAGCCGCUGAUCGGAUACAAAAUCCGUGUAUGGGAGACUGAUCGAGAUAUGAGUACAGCAAACGACACAAUCAUAUCAGGUGGUUCCAAGCUAGAAGCUUACAUCAAGAAUCUGAGUCCAGGCAAGUGGUACAAUCUAAGAGUGCUUGCAUUCAGCAAGGGCGGCGACGGUCGGAUGUCUAGUCCUACCAAUCAGUUCCAAAUGGGCGACGUCGCAGCCUUCAGGAGUAGCGCUGGAAACAAGAUCUUAGAUGUCGUUCUAGGAAUAGUUUUCUUUAUGUUUGUACGAAUCUGCGGUAGUAUAGUAUAAAAUAACCAUAAUUUUGUACGGUUUUUUUAAACAGGAAAGCUAAACAAUUUAAUGGAAACUAAAACAGAUGUUAAAUGAGAUUUAAUGAGAUGCUUUAAGGCCUUUAUACCUAAUGAAGUAAUCUUGUGAUCUGAUAGAUUAAUCCUUGAUAGAUGAAAAAUUAAUAUUGUUACUACUCGCUAGUGCUACUUAGGCCCGGUUUCACCA